UCUGUGAAAAACCCGGAUAAACAAAACAGGGAAAAGCGUCAUCUACAAAUCUUGGGACGUGGGUUUCAGUUGUUCGAAGCAUCCUUGGAGACCGACAGGAAGAGGGAGAAUCUUGGGACGUGGGUUUCAGUUAUUCGAAGCAUCGUUGGUGACUCAAGAAUCUCUCUCGCCUUUUUGAUUAUCUCAUUCUCCAUUGUUGCUUCACAAACCAAGAAGCUACUCUUCCUUCUUGCCUCUGUGAAAAAACCCGGAAAAACAAAACAGAGAAAAGUGUCCUCUGCAAAUCUUGGUCUGUGAAUGAAGAAAGAAUCAGUAAUGCCAGUUGAUUUCGCAGAAGCUGUUCUGCAAACGGCAUUCAGCGAGCUGUUCUCGCUGGUUAAGGACGUAGCGAGAACCGGUGCCGCGUUUGGUCCACAGAUCAAGAAGAUCAAAUCCACUUUGAGCAAAAUAGAUCCAAUCAUCACUGAAAUCCACGAGUACAACAAACGACUAUACUGUCCGAAAGAGUUGGGGGCGAUCAAGGACUUAAUGGAUGAGGGCAAAAGACUAGUCAACAAGUGUUUAAGGAUCCACCCCAUCAACUUGUGCAAGAAGUAUAUGUACUUGAACAGGCUGACCGAGUUUGACGCAAAAGUCCUAAGGGAGUUCCAGAUUUACAUCCAGCUGCUGGAUGCGAGAAAUAACGGGGAUAUAUUGUGGGAGAUAAGAGAAGUCAAGGAGUUGACAGCGUGUGGCAGUUCUCUCCAGAGUGGGCUUGGGGCUUGGGGCAACCUCGCAGCCCCUGAGGCACCGGAUUUCAUUGUCGGGUCGAAAGUGGAGGAAUCCUUUAGGAAGAUCAAGGAGCAGUUGCUCGAGGAGGGAGUAUCUGUGAUUCUUGUGACUGCACCACCUGGGUGCGGGAAGACCAUUCUAGUUAAGAAAUUGUGUCAUGACGUGGACAUUGAAGGUAAAUUCAGAAACAUUAUGUUCGUUCCUGUGAAGAAGCCCAACCUGAGAGACAUUGUCCAGAAAAUGAUUCAACAUAACGGUUUUGCGGUACCCAUGAUUGAAACAGAAGAUGAUGCAGUUCAAUACCUGCAGCUACUCCUCCAGAAAAUAGGACAAAAUCCUGUGUUGCUUGUGCUUGACAAUGUGUGGACCGAAUCACAAUCUUUCCUUGACAAAUUCAAAUUCAGUAAGAUAAAAGACUACAAAAUUGUGGUGACCUCAAGAUACGAGUUUCCUGAUUAUCGUCCUGUACAUCACCUGAACCCACUGACUCAUGGCGAUGCCCUGGAACUUUUACGUCGAACUGUUACUGUUGAUGAUAGCAGCAUGGAUCCACCAGAUGAAAAGCUUUUGGGUCAGAUAGUGAAAUCCUGUAAGGGAUUGCCAUGGGCUCUUACAGUCAUUGCCAAGUCUCUCCAAGGAAAGGAUCGUUCAUUCUGGAUAGAAAAGCUUAAUGCAUGGUCUGAGGGUCAUUCCCGUUUGAGCACAGACAUUGACAUUCUAAAUUGCCUCAAAAAGCACUUGGACAACUUGGAUGGUGACCCUUCAAUCAUGGAACGUUUCAUGGACCUCAGCUCGUUUCCAGAGGAUUGCAAGAUCCCCGCCACCGCCCUAACUGAUAUGUGGGUGGAAUUGUAUAAGCUAGACUUUGAUGGCGUGCACGCCAUUGCGGACCUCCAUGACCUCGUUUAUAGGAAUCUAGCUGAUCUCGUAGUCACUAGGAGAAAUUCAAGUGACGAUGAUGAUAAAUCUUACAGCAGUCACUAUGCUAUGCAGUAUGGUCUGCUCAGAGAGCUGGCUAUCAUGGAGUGCAACCAGGGGGAAGUGGAAAAGAGAGAGAGACUUAUUCUAGAGUUAACUGAAAAUUGUUUUCCAGACUGGUGGAGCAGGCAAAAGCAGCAGCCUCUCGGUGCUCGUCUAGUGUCCAUCUCCACAGAUGGAACAUUCUCAACACCCUGGCCAAAUCUUGAAUUGCCCGAAGCUGAGGCCCUUGUCUUAAACUUUGUGAUCGACAUGCAAACCAAAACUUAUGCUUUGCCUGAAUUCAUCGAGAAGGCAGAUAAGCUCAAGGCCUUGAUAGUAACAAACUAUAGCUUCUUUUCGGCCAAGCUAGGCAAUUUACACGUAAUUGGAUCCAAUUUAAGGAGGAUUAGGCUUGAACGCAUCAUAGUUUCUUUACCAAGCAUGGGAAACCUACACUUACACAGUUUACAAAAGAUAUCCUUUUGCAUGUGCAAAAUCAAUCAGGUUUCAACGUUGAAUGACGCCAAAUAUCUCGAUGCAAUGCCAAACUUAUUGGAGCUUGAAAUUGAGUAUUGCGACAAUCUUGUAACAUUAUCAGAUGGCAUCUAUAAGAUAAAGUCUUUGAGGAAGCUUAGCAUCGCAAACUGCCAUAAUUUCUCUAUUCUUCCUCAACAAAUUGGGCAAUUGGCGUCCCUUGAAGUGGUCAGACUUAAUUCACACGGAACUUGUCGCAAUUACCGGACUCUAUUGGAAGCCUUCAAAACUUGAGAUUUCUUGAUAUAUCUGAUUGCUUGAGCCUGAGCACCUUGCCUGAUCAAAUUGGCCAAAUGGUUAGUCUCACGAGGAUAAACAUGAGAGGAUGUAUUAAGUUGUCUGUGUUGCCACCGUCCAUCAUGAAGCUAACGAGCUUAAGGAAGGUGAUUUGUGACCAAGAAAAAGCGGUCACAUGGUGGCCUCUCAAGGAAAGUCUCAGUAGCUUGCAGGUAGUAGUGUUUGAAGAAGAGCCCAACUUAGAUUGGCUGCGAGACUAACAAACAUUUCUUAAAGACCUGGAGAGACUGAGCUUCACAACCUAAAUUAGGUGCGACCCAAGAAAAUGAAUGUGAACAUGUAUUAAACAUUUCUUCUUCCUUUUCAUACCCAUUUGUCCUCAUUUUCUCUUUAAUGCGAUCGAGUUUCUUUUUUA
Eucalyptus grandis is the source of this 2917-nucleotide messenger RNA. RefSeq names its product probable disease resistance protein At5g66900. NCBI's taxonomy places the organism in Eukaryota, Viridiplantae, Streptophyta, Magnoliopsida, Myrtales, Myrtaceae. Gene Ontology annotation, molecular function: ADP binding. Bases 298 to 2499 code for a protein of 733 amino acids. Gene Ontology annotation, biological process: defense response to fungus. The transcript is spliced from 5 exons. The record is from RefSeq and is a predicted model, not a curated record.